This is a messenger RNA of Arachis duranensis, 339 nucleotides long. RefSeq names its product leucine-rich repeat extensin-like protein 4. The record is from RefSeq and is a predicted model, not a curated record. Bases 1 to 339 code for a protein of 112 amino acids. The transcript has a single exon. Gene Ontology annotation, molecular function: protein binding. Lineage: Eukaryota; Viridiplantae; Streptophyta; Magnoliopsida; Fabales; Fabaceae.
AUGGGUGCAUCUGCAUCAGCAUUCCCUGUAGUUGCAAGCAUAGAUCUCAACCAUGCAAAUCUCCAAGGAACCCUUAUCAAAGAGUUAUCUUUACUCACUGACAUGUCCCUUUUCCACCUUAACAGUAACAGUUACUUCUCCGGGACAAUCCCUCAAGAACUCUUCUACAAGAAUCUUGAUGCAUUGUUUCUCAACAACAAUCAAUUUGAAGGUGAAAUUCCUCAGAAUCUUGAAAAUUCUCCUGCAUCAGUGAUAAAUUUAGCCAACAACAAGUUGAGUGGAAACAUCCCAGCAAGUUUUGGAUUCAUGGGUUAUAGAAAGACAACACCUGAUGCUUGA